This is a messenger RNA of Caenorhabditis elegans, 865 nucleotides long. RefSeq names its product G_PROTEIN_RECEP_F1_2 domain-containing protein (gene Y57A10C.9). The record is from RefSeq and is marked reviewed. The coding region runs from base 1 to 744 and encodes 247 amino acids. NCBI's taxonomy places the organism in Eukaryota, Metazoa, Nematoda, Chromadorea, Rhabditida, Rhabditidae. The transcript has 5 exons.
AUGUUCAAUUCCAGUCAAAUGGCCUAUGUCUAUCUCGUCACGGAGUUGUGCUGCUUGACUGCUGCCUCAUUAAGCUUCAUAUUCAAUGCAUACAUUAUUUAUUGCUUUUGGAGAAAAAAAAUCCCAUCCCCCGAAAACCUCCGCCUAGCCCUGUACCUAGCCAUCGGAGACCUCGGCUACGCAGUUGCCGCCCUAGUCCAUGUCGGCUACCUGGCAAUCUACUGGUCAAAUGUCUCAUUGGACUACAAUCCAUAUUAUAUAAUAUUUACAAACUCAUUUUUACCCGCCAAAUAUAAGAAAUUUCUAUUAUACGUUAGUUAUUCUAAUACGAUCGCUGGUUUUCUAAUUGUUAUCAUGAGUAUGUUCGUUUUCGCGGGAAUUCGAAAAAUCUCCGCAAGGAAAAUUGGCGCUACGACAUCAAGUUCAAAAUCCUCCAGUGUGUUCCGGCAGGCUAACCGGAUUACUGUAGGCAUUCUAUUUUGCUCUUUGUUUUUUGUGACAAUCCCGUCGUUAUUGGUGACGGGUUACGAGGAAGUGACCGGAGUGUCGUUGUUCGCCGAGCUCGGCCCGUUUUAUAUUUGUGCGAUUUUGGUGAAUGGAUUUGCCGACGGCCUAGUCUUCGUGAUCAUCAACCGAAAACAAAUCGGAUCCACGAAUCGAACGCUCUCCUCAACGGUGAGCACUAUGCCAACCCGCCUUCGAACGUCUGUCAAUGGUCCCCCGUCUCGCGUUACCCAGUUCUAACCUUUUGUUAUUUGUUUUGUUGUUGACCCAAUAACUAUGAUUGCAUUAGUCAAACGUUCAGUUUUGUUCUAACCAAUUGCCCCCCGUUCUAACCAAAACCCGUGAAGUGUCGGUUGCUCAG